AUGUGCCUAACGCCCAUGGGCCCACUCUUGGCGAGCAGCCGUAUCGGGAAGCAGAGGACCCCGUCCGGCUCCGUAGUUUACGUCGCUUUCGGCAGUUUUGCCGUGUUUAACAACAGUUCCGCGAGCUGGCGCUCGGGCUUUAGCUCGCGGGCAGGCUGUUUUGUGGGUCAGUGGGAGAUUGGAUUGAGGUUGAGGAAAGAUGAGAGUGGGAUAAUUGGGAGUGAAGAGAUUAAGGACAAGUUGGGAAGGGUUUUGGGUGAUUUGGGGUUUAAGGAAAGAGCGGCGAGUGUGGCGAAAGUGUUGGAAAGUGUACUCUUACAAGAAUUUGAUGAGAAUAUUUUAGCACAGCACCUAAAUAAAGCUAGUAGUUUGUUGGAAGAGUUGCACACAAUCACUUAUGAAGCAAAAACCAGUGAAGCCAAAACACAAGUAGUAUACAUGGGUAAACCACACGCAAUAGCCAUACCUUACCCGGCACAAGGCCACGUGCUCCUCAUGCUCGAGCUCUCCCAACGUCUAGCAAUGCAGCACGACAUCAAGGUCACAGUCGUGAACACCGACUUCAAUCAUGCACGUGUCAUCAAAUCAAUAUCUGAUUCAGACAAACUACAAGAAUCAGUUAACUUGAUCUCGAUCCCAGAUGGGCUGGAGCCAUGGGAGGACAGAAAUGACAUCAGCAGGUUAAGAGAAGGAAUGUGCCAGGUCAUGCUCCCGGAGCUUGAGGCUGUUAUAAAUAAAUUAAAUGGAAAAAAUUGUACUGAAGGCAGGGGAGACGACAAAGUGACGUGUGUUAUAGCUGACGGGUCGAUGACGUGGGCCCUUGGUGUGGCGGAUAAAGCCGGGCUUAGAAAAGUGGCCUGCUGGACAGUAUCCGGCCUGGCGGCAGCCUCAUUGUUGAGCAUACCAAAGCUAGUGAGUGAUGGGAUCAUAGACAGCCAUGGACGAAUCCAGAAGCACGAGAUGGUUCGGUUCGCGCCAGACUCGCCACCCAUUCAUUCAACCAACUUCAUAUGGGCUUCGUUCGGGUGCAAACCCACUUUCAACUCGAGAAAGUUCCAUUCACUACUAAAACUGGCCGACCGCCACAUUUGCAACUCGUCAUUCAGCUUAGAGACGGGUGUGUUCUCGGCAUAUCCAAACAUCACGCCCUUAGGACCUCUCCUGGCAAGCACCGGCCACAGGAAGUCAUUGGGCUAUUUCUGGCCGCCGGACCCCGCCAGCCUGGCCUGGCUCGACCGCCACCCGACUAAUUCCGUCGUGUACGUUGCGUUCGGCAGUUUCACCAGGUUUGGGAGAGAACAGUUUGAUGAGCUGGCACUCGGGCUCGAGCUCACGGGCAGGCCGUUUUUGUGGGUCGUGAGGGGGGAUACAGAGGAGACGUACCCGGAUGGUUUUAUGGAGAGGGUGGGAGAGAGGGGGCUGAUAGUGCGGUGGGCCCCACAGCAGCAGAUUCUGUCCCACCCGUCAGUCGCGUGUUUCGUGAGCCACUGUGGGUGGAACUCGACGGUCGAGGGGGUUGUGUGCGGUGGGGUGCCGUUUGUGUGUUGGCCGUAUUUCGCGGACCAGUUUCUGAACGAGACGUACAUUUGCAACGAGUGGAAGAUUGGAUUGAGGCUGAGGAAAGAUGAGAAUGGGAUUAUUGGGCGUGGAGAGAUUGAGGACAAGGUGGAAAGUGUUUUGAGCCAUAAGAGCUACAAGGAGAGAGCUUUGGAUCUUCAGAGGAAAACCAUGGAUGGCAUCAGGGGAGGGAAAUCUCAUGAGAAUUUGAAUGAUUUUAUUGAGUGGAUAAAACGAAACUGA
Messenger RNA from Striga asiatica, 1800 nucleotides. The record is from the annotation of a GenBank genome assembly. Lineage: Eukaryota; Viridiplantae; Streptophyta; Magnoliopsida; Lamiales; Orobanchaceae.